Perognathus longimembris pacificus (Pacific pocket mouse) is the source of this 625-nucleotide messenger RNA. RefSeq names its product ribosomal protein L28 (gene Rpl28). Gene Ontology annotation, cellular component: cytosolic large ribosomal subunit; ribosome. Gene Ontology annotation, biological process: translation. NCBI's taxonomy places the organism in Eukaryota, Metazoa, Chordata, Mammalia, Rodentia, Heteromyidae. The transcript is spliced from 5 exons. The coding region runs from base 164 to 577 and encodes 137 amino acids. The record is from RefSeq and is a predicted model, not a curated record. Gene Ontology annotation, molecular function: structural constituent of ribosome.
GGACUCCUCCGAGCCGCCUCGGGGGCGGGGCGUAGCGCGUGAGGGCCGGCGGCAAGAGCCCGCCCAGAGCGGAAGCGGAAAUGCGUGACGGCGUUAAAGCGUUGCCACGCCCUCCACCGGCCUCUUUCCGUCUCCGGCCGCGGCCUAGUGAGGAGCCGCCAGCAUGUCUGCGCAUCUGCAAUGGAUGGUCGUGAGGAAUUGCUCCAGCUUUCUCAUCAAGAGGAACAAGCAGACGUACAGCACCGAACCCAAUAACCUGAAGGCCCGCAACUCCUUCCGGUACAAUGGGCUGAUCCACCGCAAGACUGUGGGUGUGGAACCCGCCGCCGACGGCAAAGGGGUCGUGGUGGUCAUGAAACGGAGAUCUGGUCAGCGAAAGCCAGCUACGUCCUAUGUGCGAACCACCAUCAACAAGAAUGCACGGGCCACCCUCAGCAGCAUCAGGCACAUGAUCCGCAAGAACAAGUACCGCCCCGAUCUGCGCAUGGCUGCCAUCCGCCGAGCUAGUGCCAUCCUGCGCAGCCAGAAGCCUGUGGUGGUGAAGAGGAAACGGACCCGCCCCACUAAGAGCUCCUGAGCACCACACCCACAAAAGCAAUAAAGAAUUGUCAAAUUUCUUUACCAC